Molecule: messenger RNA, 1901 nt
Organism: Photinus pyralis (common eastern firefly)
Lineage: Eukaryota; Metazoa; Arthropoda; Insecta; Coleoptera; Lampyridae
Exons: 11
Coding region: 1-1851 (616 amino acids)
Cellular component (GO): membrane
Molecular function (GO): phosphatidylinositol bisphosphate binding
Source: RefSeq, a predicted model, not a curated record
AUGAAAUGGACAACCUUGGAAGAAGAGGACGCGAAAAACCAGGAUUUGCGCGAGGAAAACGUGCAGUCUUUGAAGGAGUGGGUUCUGAAACAACCGCACUUUCCUCCAGUUUCUGACUUGCAGCUAGCGAUUUUCCUCCAUAGCUGCUAUUGGAGCAUGCAGCAGACCAAGGUCGCAAUUGAAAAGUUCCUAACUUACAGGAGUGCAUGGAGAGAGUUCUUCGCGAAUCGAAACCCGAACGAUCCCAAAGUGAGGAGCGCCAUGGAAGUGUCGUUGUGCGCGAUUUUACCAAGCAGAACCGUGGAAAACUACAAAAUCAUCUACUGCAAGUUUAUGAAUUCCGACGUCGACAGGUAUGUGGCGUCGAAUUGCUUCAAAGUCUUCGACAUGGGUGUCACCCUGGAAGUGAUGCAGUAUGGCACGUUUGAAGGAUACGUGAUCAUUUGCGACUUCAGAAAUAUUGGAGUGGGACAUGUUUUGAAAACUCAGAUCACAACAAUGCGGAGGAUUCUGCUGUAUCUGCAGGAGGCGCUACCAGUCAGGAUGAAAGGCCUCCACUGCGUAACGAUACCAGCAAUGUCCGACCUAGUGGUACCCCUAUUUAAACCGUUUAUGAAGAAGGAACUGGCGAACUUGCUGCGCUUCCACGGCCACUAUGAAACCUUAGGACAGUACGUGCCCCUGGAAUUCCUUCCAGAGGAUGCGGGAGGGAAAGCUCCGACCAGCAGAGAGCUGCACGAGAGGAUGCAGAAGUCCUUCGUUGAAUCGGCGGAUUUCUUUGUCGAACAGGAAACGUUCAUUUCGAACGAAGGACUGCGCGACCGUCGCCAGUCGUAUAUGGAUCUAGAUUUGGGAAUAGGCAAGGACGGAUCGUUUAAGAAGCUCGAUUUUCUAUACAAUUCGAGUUUACGUUGCACAAUGCACAGUCCCACCCUUCAAGAAUUACCGUACGGAAUGGACGAUGAAAACGUAGCUUUGGAGUACCGAAGACAUAAGGAUUUGCGCGAAGAGGACAUACAAAGUUUGAAGGAAUGGUACGCGAAGCAGGUCCAUCUGCCGCCCAUUUCAGAGAUGCACCUCAUCGUUUUCCUGCACAGCUGCUACUGGAGCAUCGAGAGGGCCAAGUCGACGCUAGAGCGAUUUUUCACGUACAGAAAAGCGUGGCCCGAGUUUUUCGCCGGCACGGAUCCGCGACGGCCGAAGAUGCUGUCGGAUAUGGAAGUGGUGCUGUACGCGUUUCUUCCCAAAAGGACUCCGGAGAACUACAGGGUGUUCUAUAUCAAAUUACUUGAUCAUGACCUCAGCAGGUACGUCCUCAAGGACCAGCUGAAAAUUAUGGAUAUGGUCCUCGUAGUUGACAUAUUGAGGAGCGGUACCAGUGAUGGUUUGGUAAUCGUGUGUGAUUUUGAGGAUGCCACUGUAGGCCAUGUUUUGAAGACGCACGUAACCGAAGUGAAGAAGUUCCUAACUUACCUACAGGAGGCACUACCAGUGCGCCUCAAAGGUCUCUACUAUACCAACUUGGGACCCAUAGCUGACCUUUUCAAGGGAUUAAUUAAACCUUUAAUCAACAAGAAACUUUUGGAAUGUUUGCACUUUACCGACUCGUUUGAGGGCGUACUUAAAUUCGUACCACAGGAGUGUUUUCCCAAAGAGUUUGGAGGAACCGCGCCUUCUAUUUACGAUCUUCACGUCGAAAUGCAAGAUUUGCUCUUAAGUAACGUGCAGUUCUUCAUCGAAACGGAGAAGAUGGUCACGGAUGAAUCGAGACGCGAUAGAAGACCGUCGUACAUGGAUCGGGAUUUGGGGAUUGGCGCGGUCGGAUCGUUUAAACAACUGGAAUUUGAUUAGUUGUCUUUGACUGUAUAUUAAAUGGUGACUUUUGGUGGUGGUGUGGUAUU